Messenger RNA from Gambusia affinis (western mosquitofish), 4353 nucleotides. RefSeq names its product SEC14-like protein 2. Gene Ontology annotation, cellular component: cytoplasm. Lineage: Eukaryota; Metazoa; Chordata; Actinopteri; Cyprinodontiformes; Poeciliidae. Bases 303 to 1601 code for a protein of 432 amino acids. The transcript is spliced from 12 exons. The record is from RefSeq and is a predicted model, not a curated record.
GCGCCUUCUUCCUGCGGCGGAGUGACUUCUCUUGUUCCCUCGCAGAUCUUUGGCCGAGUCAGUCGGUUAAAGUGUUCACCUGCUGGCGUUGCGUCUGUGAGAGUCGUGUUUACAUUUUUUCCUCCUCCGUUUCGUUUUCCACCUCCAGGCCGCCGUCAGCGGAGGGUAACAGGAGACUGCGGCCGUACACGAGCAUCACGGGGCGGCGUCACACACGGAGAACCGGCCAGCAGUUAACGGCGCCUGUUUGUGGAUUUGACUUUGAAUAAGCGCUGCCUGUCCGCCAGCUUUAGGUCUGAGACAUGAGCGGAAGAGUUGGAGACCUCAGUCCUAAGCAGGCUGAGGCCCUAGAACAAUUUCGGUCGAAGGUACAAGACAUUCUUCCUCAACUUCCAGUACAGCAUGACCACUUCCUGUUGCGCUGGCUCCGAGCGAGGAACUUCAAUGUGCAGAAGUCUGAGGCCAUGCUGCGAAAGCACCUGGAGUUCAGGAAACACAUGAAAGUAGACACGAUAAUCACCGACUGGCAACCACCAGAGGUGAUAGAGAAGUAUCUCUCAGGAGGAAUGUGUGGCUACGACCGCGAAGGCAGCCCCAUCUGGUACGACGUGAUUGGACCCGUGGACCCCAAAGGACUCUUCCUGUCUGCGUCCAAGCAGGACUUCAUCAAGUCCAAGAUCAGAGACUGCGAGAUGCUGCAGAAGGAAUGCAACCUGCAGUCAGAGAGGCUGGGCAGAAAUAUCGAGUCAAUCACGAUGAUCUACGAUGUUGAAGGUCUGGGACUGAAGCACUUAUGGAAACCUGCAAUAGAAACAUAUGGAGAGAUCCUCCAGAUGUUUGAAGAUAACUACCCAGAAGGCCUAAAGAGGCUGUUCGUAAUUAAGGCUCCUAAACUGUUUCCUGUGGCCUAUAACCUCGUCAAGCACUUUCUGAGUGAAAUCACCCGACAAAAGAUCUACAUCCUGGGGGGGAACUGGCAGGAGGUUUUACUGAAGCACGUCGAUGCAGAAGAGCUGCCGGCCAUUUAUGGAGGGAAGGCGACGGAUCCUGAUGGAGAUCCUCGCUGUCGGAUGAGGAUAAACCAUGUUGGACCAGUUCCUGCUUCCUACUACGUGCGGGAUCACGUCAACGUGGAGUACGAACACUGCCUGACCGUCAGUCGAGGUUCUUCCCAACAGCUGGACUUUGAGAUCUUGUUCCCGGGCUGCGUCCUCCGGUGGCAGUUCGCCUGCGAAGGCGCAGACAUCGGCUUUGGGGUGUUUCUAAAAACGAGAAAGGGAGAGUGGAAGAAAGCGUCUGAAAUGCAGGAAGUGAUUCCCAGCCAGCGGUACAACGCUCACCUGGUUCCUGAGGACGGGUCGCUGACCUGUGAGCUUCCAGGAGUCUAUGUGCUGAGGUUUGACAACACGUACAGCAUCUUCCAGGCCAAACGGGUCAGCUACACGGUGGAGGUUCUGCUGCCGGACCGGCUCCAGUCCCAGCGGGAAGCCCAGACCAACGGGACCAGCGAGAAGUCCAGUGGGGGGACCAGCGAGAAGUCCAGUGGGGGGACCAGCGAGAAGUCCAGCGACCUGCUGCAAGACGCACAGACUCAGCUCUGAAGAUAAGUUCAGAAUCGAUUAAACGAUGAAACAAGCACAGCCUGACGUACUUGAUGUAAAUAGAACCAUGCUGUCUCGCAUUUUCACUUGAAAGUCCAGUUUAAUGCUACGGCUUGGUACCAACUCUGGUUCAAAUGUUUUGUUCAACCAAAAAUUAAACAAAAAUUAGCUCAAAUUAUAGUUUUUUUUUUUUCUCUUCCUCUAUUAUUUAAAAAAACAGCAAAAAUGAAUCAUUAAGUCUAUGAGGAGUAACAUUGGGCAAUAAAUAUGCAAAGAUAAGUUUUGAUUUAAAAUCAGAAAUACAUUUUUUAAAAUCAAAUUUGAACUAAUAACAUUCCUGUUGGUUUGUGAUCAGAAAUCAGACAGAAUCCAGAAAUUGUAGAUCUCUAAAUAUUUUUCUUUAUGCAGUUCUUCAAACGUUUCAUUCCAGUUCACAGCAUGACGAUCAAACAGGAGGGAGAGUCUCCCUCUGAUCUAAACCACCCGGCCUUUAAAGCCCGGCUCCGACCAGGACUAGUUAAAGGGUGGAGACAACAUUUACAUUCCCAGAUAGAAAAACACAUUUGUGCUAAACUAUAUUCCUAGAAAAAUAUUUACAUAAUUACUACUAAAAGAGACGAGAGAACAAUUCAAACAAAAUAUUAGAUAAAGCAAAUUACUUCCUCCAAACAAAAGUAAAACAUUUACCAGAUAAAUUAGAAUAUAGGAAGUACAAAAACCAGCACCUGUUGGGAGGGGCUAAAUCUCCCACAAAAUGUUCCAGUCUGAAGGAUUAAAUGGUAAAUAAAGUUAAUUUAUUUCAUAUGUUGGCCAUACAAAGAAAAAAAUAAAAUAAAAUUACAGGAAUAAAGUCUUAAACUCACAACUUUAUUCUCAUAUUAUUAUGACUUUUAUUUUUAUUUUCUUAUGCUUUGUUUUUGUGUUUUAAUUUCAAGAAUGCUAAUAAAUGAAGUUUUUCUUUAUAAUAGAAUAUAAAAAGACUUGGUAACAUUUAUUUAGUGUUUGUUAUGUUUAUAAAAUCCUUGAUGUCAAAUUUAACUGCAUUGAUAGACAAUCAGUGAUAGAACAUUAUGCAAUAUUCAUAUAUUUGCCUAAAACUUUUGCAAAUUAGAUGUAGGGAAAUGCAAUCACUGUUAAGAGAAUUACAUUUUAUUUUCACAAGAAUUGAUCAUUUAAUAAUAAUAAGCUGAUUAAUAUUAUUUUUAGCAUGAAUUUGACAGACUGGCUGUUUGAACUAAUCUUCCGUCCCACCAGAGCAUCAAAAUGUAUCAAUAUAUUUAAAGAUAUGAUUGAAUGUCGUUAUUUCAUGUAAAUUUUACAUUUGUAUUUCUGGUUGAAAGGAUCCACAAAUAUUUUGUGUUUAAUCAUUUUUAUUGAGUUUGGAUUAUCAAUAAAUUAUUUGAUCAGAUUUACCCAUGAGAGCCGGUGAAGCUCAACUCGGUUACGGACGACAUGAUUGGUCUGCAGCUCAACGUCGUCUGUGCAUGUUAACCAAUCAAAUGUCAGCAUCUAUAAAACAAUAGCUUUGUGAUAAUUAAAUUAUUUAGCAAUUAACUGUAAAGUAACUUAUGUUAUGAUGGUAAUGAAAUAAUUAAGAUUUUUAAAUUAUUUUAAAAGUAUUUUAUGUUAUUCCUCUUAUUAAAUUUUCACUUGCAGGAAAUUAAAAAAAGUUUGUAGAAAAUUUCUGAGAUCUCAUAAUUUCAGAUUUUUUCUACCAAACUUUCGACUCUUUAAACUCAAAUUUCCUUUUUUUUUUUUUUGUUGAAAAUUUAUUGUUCCAUUUUUUUGUAUUCAAGCCAAAAACUAAAGUUUUCUAGAAUUAUUUAAAUUAAAUACAUUUAGCUAAAAUGUAUUUUAAUUAUUUGAGUAAUUAUUUAAUUACUGAUGUUAAUUCUACUUUGAAUUAUUGGUUUCAUGUUUAAUUUGUUUAAUACAUUUUUAAUAUUAAUAUAAAUAUUCUAUUUUUAUUUAAAGGUAUUAUUUUAUAUAAACUAUUAAUUAUAUAAAUAUUUAAUAAUCUUAUCUGAAUAUUCAGACACACUUUAAUCAUCUCCAUUUGAGACAUUUAAAUUUAUUUUGGAGUUUCAAACUGUUUUAAAAUAAAUACGUUUGUUCCACUGUGGUCUUAUUGGAAUUGAUUUAAAAGUUAGUAUAAAUCUGAUUUAUGGGGAUUUUCCACUGAUUAACAAAUGACUAAAUAUGUUUUCUAUGUAUAAAAUAAAUAUUAUUGAUUUCUUACCUGUAGCAAAACAAGCAUUCUAGCAUUUAUCACAAUGUGUACAAAAUUUUUUUUUGUGUGUGCAAUGGGUAAAAUAUUUAAAACAAAAACACUGCAACGAUGUUUACAUAUUGUCUGAAGUUCCUUAAAUUAAAUGUCAUGUUGUCUACAGGAUGCUGAUGUUAAAUUUCUGAUGAUUUUUAAUUCCUGGACUUCCAGUCAACGGUAACUAACCAAUUUUCACAAACCUUUCCAUAAGUAUUCAGUAUAAUCAACAGUUUGUGAGAAAAAUAAUCUUAUUUAUGCAACAUAGUAUUAUAUAUUCAUGUCUUGCCUGUUGAGGUAAAUAAGUUUUGUUUUAAAUGUUUAUGCAGUCAAAUAAUUGCUGGAUGUCGACUGAGGUCAAGAUAAAAUCCAUUUUUCUCAGCAAUACUUAAUUUAUUCCUGUCUUUGGCUUUAUGUAUGUUUAUUUUUGCAGAUUAAUUCACUGUUUGAUUUUGUAUGUGUAAUUAAAGCUGGAUUCAGAUUUUUAUA